Messenger RNA from Macrosiphum euphorbiae (potato aphid), 516 nucleotides. The record is from the annotation of a GenBank genome assembly. NCBI's taxonomy places the organism in Eukaryota, Metazoa, Arthropoda, Insecta, Hemiptera, Aphididae.
AUGUUGAGCUGCGUAAACGAAAUUCAAAACUUCAUGUUUGAAAUGAUCAACGAUGAAUGGGAACAGUUCAAAAGUGAAACCCAUGGAGCUACUUCCGUCAAAACGGUUACGGAUGCUCAUAUGUCGUUUUUGGAAUCAAUUACGAAAUGUGUGAAUGACGGAUCUGUGUCAUUAGACGCUUAUGUUGAAUCGUUGAAAAUACACGUCGAAAGAUUUUCUAAUGUUUUAAGUUGUCUCGUUGAUACGACGGAAUCGUCGUCGUCCGAAGACCCGAGUACCCGAAAGUACAGCAAACUUUGUGAAGAAAACAACAUGAUAAAUGCAUUUAUGGACAAUGUCGGAGAUAUAAAAAAACAAUACGAGACGGAACUCGGCGACUUUUUGAUAAAACUUCAAAAUGGCGAGACACGAGGUCUAGGAGCACUAGCAUUGAGGAUCGACUUUAACGGCUAUUACUCAACCAACGUGAGUUGCAUAUAUUGGGCCCGACCGUGUGUAGUUAUUACGGAUGAGUGA